Messenger RNA from Odontomachus brunneus, 3776 nucleotides. RefSeq names its product homeobox protein prophet of Pit-1. Bases 276 to 1121 code for a protein of 281 amino acids. Gene Ontology annotation, molecular function: RNA polymerase II transcription regulatory region sequence-specific DNA binding; DNA-binding transcription factor activity, RNA polymerase II-specific. The record is from RefSeq and is a predicted model, not a curated record. The transcript is spliced from 6 exons. Gene Ontology annotation, biological process: regulation of transcription by RNA polymerase II. Lineage: Eukaryota; Metazoa; Arthropoda; Insecta; Hymenoptera; Formicidae.
UCAGGUGCUUCCAAUACGAGCGACCUCGACCAGGUCACCCCGGCAUCACCCUGGCUAACGAUCUGUCCGGAGGUACCGGGGCACCCGGUGCCGUCGGUUCCGUCGGUGGUACCUCCGUCGGCGGUGGCGGCGGCGGCGGCGGCAGCGGCGGCUCAUCCCUGCCGACGACCGCGCUCAGCCUCGACCAUCAGCAGUUCAAUAUCUUCCCGGCGAUUUUCAGCCGGCAGCUCAACUUCUCCGCCGCUGCCGCCGCAAACUGCGGCCAGAACAAGCUGAUGGACGAGCUCAGGCCGAAUCUGGGUCUGCUCGGCGUCGGUCUGGUUGAGAACGAUAGCUUCCACCUGAAUCACAAUCAGGAGAAGAGGAAGUGCAGCAGCGCCAGCUCCAACGAGCAGGACUUCGGCCUGUACGGAGUGCAUCAGGGCCUCGAGGCGAGCCCGCCGACGCCCGCCGCGACGCCUGGCAGAAGCAGCGUCGGUGCCACUACCACUGUCGGAGCAGAAGGCGCUUUUAAAAAGUUAAAGCCCGACCCCUGCGCCUCCAGCCCUCACAUUGGCCACACACCUACGACAGCCAGUUGUCCAACACCCGCCCGACGGCGACACAGAACUACCUUCACGCAGGAGCAGCUGGCGGAAUUGGAAUCAGCGUUUGCAAAAUCUCAUUAUCCGGACAUAUACUGCCGGGAGGAGCUGGCGAGGACCACCAAAUUGAAUGAGGCCAGAAUUCAGGUCUGGUUCCAGAACAGAAGAGCGAAAUACCGGAAGCAGGAGAAGCAGCUGCAGAAGGCCCUGACACCGAUUCCCGCCUGCCAAGGUGCCAUGAUGAGGAAUAUCUAUCCUGGCGCCAGCAGGGGUUAUCAACCCUAUCCCCAUCCUCACAACAGCAUAAAUGGCAUAAAUCGUUAUCCCCAGAUGGGCACGACGUCUUACCCGAGCAUGACCCAACCGUUCUCCAUGUCGCAUUCAGCGUCGAAUAUGUCGGCCGUCACCGGUAUGCGACAAGAUGCGAUGGGGAUGUCAGCGGAGGACGAGUGGUACAACAAAAGCAUCUCGGCCCUGAGAAUGAAUACAGCUCACCACCCGAACCUGGCCGCACCGAUGUUACAGUAUCAAACAUAAUUGUAAACGGAGGCGGGCGGGCAACUCGAGGGUCUCGUCAGAAGUCGGACGGCAUACUUGUGACCGAAAUCGAGAUGCCGUGAAGCGACGGUGAGGGUGGACGACGAGGAAGAGGCGGAGGAGGGGAAAUAAGAUGACGAGAUCGACGAAGCCCGAUCGAAGGACGACGUUUCGCCGUUUCGCAGACGAGAAAGAAACAAGAAAAAGGAACGGAAGAAACUAUGGAUCCGAUUUGCGUUAUGGCUAUAAUGAGCAGCUCGCGCGGCCGCGUCGACAUCCUGAUUUCGCACCGACACGUUCUCACACCUCGCUUGCAAGCGAGAGAGCUCUCUCUCUCUCUCUCUCUCUCUCUCUCUCUCACCCUCCUCUCUCUCCCUUGACAUCUCGCGACAGCACGUUGCGAAUACACGCGUGAAAGAGCCGCCAUCGAUUCGCCCUCGCAAUUCGCGAAUUGCUCGGUCGCGUGUCGGUCGAUCGUGUGCGAGAGAAGCCACCAGCAAUCGAGAAAUUUUGCAAUCGGAAUUUUGCAAUACUCACGACUGAAUUCUCGCUUAUUCGCAGUGAUUCCCAUGACCGAUGCAGAGCGCAGUCACGACGAAUGAGACGGAAAAUAAGCGAAUCGUGCGCCAAAAUCGUAGGACAGUCGGGAGAGAAGGAAUGAGAAAGAGAGAGAAAGAGAGAGAGAGAGAGAAAAAAAGAGAAUGAGAAAGUACGCGAUUCCCCGAGUGCAACUUGCACCCGGAUUCGCGGACAACGAGAGUCGUGCGAUUACAGAACGUCUGUACAGAAUGUGUAAGGGCGCCUCACACGAGAGAGAUUUGUCCGCGAGAUUCGUAUAUUUUCUAACGUGUAACGGGUGUCCGCUCUUUUCGCGACCGCGAGUUCUUCUCAGUUUCGAGGAACGUAAGAACGCGCGCAAGCAUCACGUAAAAACACACACACACACACACACACAUACACACGAGUGCAAAUACAUACAAACAACCCUAUAUACAGCCCAGUCGGACCAUGGAUACGCAAUCUCGCGCGCGACGCUUCGUUAGUCUACUCAACAACGAUUCAUGCCGUUUUCGUUAAUCGGUGGGCGAAGGGGACGGGACUGUGUAAAUAAGGGGUGCGGAGAUAUAGAUACAUAGAGGAGCGUAAUCGGCAGAUACUCUAGCAUAUGCGAUUUUUCAAUGUCCUUUUAAAAGAGUGUAAGCAUACCCUUAGUGAAUGAUAUUAGGCAUUGAUUUGUGUGCUUAUGUUGACCACGAUUUUGAAUAAACAGGAAACGGGAGGAGACGCGGAGGGAACGCGGUGACGGUGUGAUGGGUAGUGUGGUAGUGAUGAUGGCAGUGGUGAUGGUGGUGGUAUCUGAGACAGUGUCUUGCGUUCGAAAUUUGAGGGGCGCCAGGGUUUCUCCCCAUCGCGCGACGCUUGGCCCGUCGACACUCACCCCCUUUGAUCCACGCGGAUUAGAAAGUCGUCGCGUGCGAAUUAACAUAAGAAAGAGAGAGAGAGAGAGAGAGAGAGAGAGAGAGAGAGAGAGAAAGAGUUAUGAUUAUUAUUAUUAUUAUUAUCUAUAUCGCAUCCCCGUUCCAUCAUGAUUGAGACAUGAGAAAAAGAUUCGGUUCUUGCCGCGCGCGUCUCAUCUCGCGUGUGAGAGCGUGUGAACGCGAGAUGAAACCGAGUAUAUGUUGAGAGACUUAGAGAUAUUAUCUAAACUUGUAUAUGUGCGUGUAUGUGUGUGUAUCACGAGAAUGAGCGAGGUGUCGUAAACGAAGUUACUCACACACACACGCACACACACAUAUACAGAGAGAGGGAGAGAGAGAGACAGACAGGAAUUACCAUUGUGGGAGCGACGUCGAUUAACAAUUACCGACACUGUGCUCGUGCGAAUCCUUCUUCGGGACUUUUACACACUUCUUGGUCCACGUCGUUCUUUUCCAAGACGGAGAUGUGAUACGCGUAACGUGUUAGCGUAUCGACGUGUCGACGAAACGAGUCCACCGCGAGUCACUAUGUGUCGUAUUAGACAGGAUUUACGCAGGACCAUUGUCGCUCUCGUCGACACGUCCGUACGAUAUGCUUAUGCACUUGUGUAAAUUUGUGUGCGAUAGCCUUGCUCAAGCCUGUUUCACACUGGGAAAGUAUCCGACGCCAAGUAGAGCCGGUCAAGCGACAAAUUGCAGCGAAGAGUAUUAUCUUAUAAGACGAGCGAACGAGACUUCCUUCGCUCUACUGGUCCAGCUAGUAUUCUCAAGUGUCACAGAGUUAAAAUUGAUCGCUGGUUUUUGUAUCCACUAUAAGAUUGUCUGUGGUACACGUAGAGCUUACUGCAUUCUAGUAACAUCUGUUAGUAAAUUUAGCUAGAUAUGAGGAUUAUACAUUCAUUUGUCCCUGGUCCUCUUUUGUUGUCUACCACAGUCACUUUUAUAAGAAGGUUGACUGGCUUUAAUCCGGAUGGACGUCACUAGUCAGAGAGACUAUCUGGCUAAAUUUUACCAACAGUGGGAAUGUAAAUUCCGUCUCUGUCGUCUAUGUUGAUUAAAUGCAAAACACAUGCGAUAUUGCAAUGUUUGCUAAUUAUUUAUGCAUCUCAGCUAAUUUCUCCAGAUCAAAAUUCGCCGUGUGUAUUUCAUCCCUCGAAUUAAACGAUGAUAUCAACUU